Phytophthora nicotianae INRA-310 is the source of this 1480-nucleotide messenger RNA. RefSeq lists its product as hypothetical. Gene Ontology annotation, molecular function: RNA binding. The record is from RefSeq and is a predicted model, not a curated record. Lineage: Eukaryota; Oomycota; Peronosporomycetes; Peronosporales; Peronosporaceae. The coding region runs from base 55 to 732 and encodes 225 amino acids. The transcript has a single exon.
CCAGUGGAGACUUUUUACCAUCGCUGGCACAUACAAAUAGCAAGACAAGUAGCGAUGGCGGACGAAGCGGUGGACGUGAGCAAGCUGGAGGCGGAGGCGGCGAGUCUUGUGGGCGAGUCGGAGGCUCCAAAGACGGAUGGAGAGACCGCUGCGGCUCCUGAGGAGUCUGCCGAGGCCGUAGAUGCCGAGAUCGAAGACAUGAAGCGCCGUGUGAAGGAGAUGGAGGAAGAAGCCGCCAAGUUGAGCGAGAUGCAGUCCGAGGUGGAGUCCCAGAUGGGCAAGAACACUGCCUCGACCCUCAACGAGAUGAGCGGCGGAGCUGCAGGAGCUGCAGCCAACGCACAGCCGGCACAGAUGGACGAUACGUCCAUUUACAUUGGUCAGGUAGACUACGGCAGCACGCCCGAGGAGCUUCAGGCUCUCUUCCAGUCGUGCGGCACCAUCAACCGCGUGACGAUCCUGUGCGACAAGUUCACGGGCCAGCCCAAGGGCUACGCGUACAUUGAGUUCGCCUCACGCGACGCCGUGGAGAGCGCUCUACUGCUGAACGACACGAUGUUCCGUGGCCGGCAGCUCAAGGUCACCCCCAAGCGGCAGAACGUACGUGGAUUCAACAUGUCCCGUGGUGGACGUGGAGGUCGUGGCCGAGGACGGGGGCGAGGACGUGGCCGUGGUCCACCCCGUGGGGGAUUCCGCGGAGGUCGGGGACGUGGCUUCCACCCGUACUACUAGCAAGCGACGCUGUCAACAAGAGAGAGCUAGAACAAGAGCUCAUGGCUUGAGAAAAGAGGGAGAAGAGGAGAAAAAGAUGAAAAAUGCCCCCAUGAAAAAAUAUGAAAAAAAGUAAAAAAAAAAGAAAGAUCUCCCCCAUGGGCACGUGAUAUUGUCCAUAAAAACAGAUAGGGAAUAGCUACGCAUGAUCAUCGGCGAAUGUAGAAUAGAUAGACUUGAUGAGCAGUGCGGUGUAGAUACAUUGAACAAUGUUUCAAGUUAUUCGUUGCAGAUUUCGAGACAGAAGAAUGAGCACAAAGUCAGCUUCAGUUUGGUAUUCAGAGGAUUAACGGAGAACUUUCUUGUUGCGUUUGGCCGGAAGACCAGGAUGACCGCUUGAGCUGCGUCGCUUGGCGGCGCGGAUGGCCUUCUCCGAGUGCUUUGACGUCUUGCCUGUAUCCACAUGAGCACGAUACGAUUAGAAGGAUCAAACGAUCAGUAGAACAGCAACAUUUCGCACCUGUCAAUGUGUAGUUCGCCGCUGAAGUAGCGGAGUUACUACCGUCGGCCAGCGCUGCAUCUCCUGGUCGUUCUACUUACACUCAGUUAAGUUAGCGGAGAGUUUAUUAGAGAAGGUAACUUGAGCGAACAUCUUACCGGACAUAGUGACGGGAGUCGUGAUUGGCUUGUACUCCUGGCCAGUGAGCGCGUGAUAGCGUUCACGCAGCGCUUGAACUUCGUUCUGUUUACUCUUGAGGUGCUUCCUCAG